Messenger RNA from Myxocyprinus asiaticus (Chinese sucker), 14454 nucleotides. RefSeq lists its product as uncharacterized. NCBI's taxonomy places the organism in Eukaryota, Metazoa, Chordata, Actinopteri, Cypriniformes, Catostomidae. The transcript has 14 exons. The record is from RefSeq and is a predicted model, not a curated record. The coding region runs from base 414 to 11297 and encodes 3627 amino acids.
CUUGGCGCCUCGUGGAGAAAGGGAACAAUUUGGUUGGAGUUCUCGGACUUUAAUACCAGCAGUAACACAGCGUUUACAUUACUGGCUAAUACUGAGUGUGUGUGAGAAAAUGAACUAAAGAUGGUGAUUGAGUAAUUUGCGGGGGGGUGGAUCGAUCCUCAGUUUAGUCUAAGUAUCUGUUUCCGCUCCACAUAGGUGUUCUUCCUGGUUGUUGAUUAGAUUUUGUAGUUGCAACAUUUCGGCCUCGAGCAAGUUCCAAUAGAAUGCACGCGACGAUACAAACUAGCAGUCGAGCUUUCGAAAGUGUACCAUCUAUGUAACGAUAUUUUUUUUUUUUUUUUUUUGCGAUUCGAAGCUUUCCCGUUGCGCUGAAGGAUUCGUGCAAUGCAGUGUUCCUUUUGAUUGAGUCCAAAAUGCCCGACUUCUGUGCUGCAGCAAACUGCAAUCCGAGUACCGACCAGUCUAACGUUUCCUUCUUCAGGUUCCCGCUGGACCCGGACCGAUGUAAACAAUGGAUAGGAAACUGCCGCAGACCAGAUCUGGAAAGCAAAACACCUGAAUUUUUACACAGGAACUAUAAAUUGUGCUCUAAACAUUUUGAGACGUCAAUGAUAUGCCAACAAAGCGCCCUUAAGUCCAUUUUGAAGGAGGAUGCAGUUCCUACUUUAUUUGACUUUACAACCAACGAGGAGAUGGCUCAAAACAGCAGCAGAAAAAGAACAAGAGAGAAAACCGAAGAGGAGACGGUUGUCACAAAGAAAACUAAAGGUACCACAGAUAACUCAAAGCUCUCUGAAAUAACAGCAGAAGCUGAAGUUAAUGUUGAGAGUGACCCUGUUGAGAACAUCGAAACGCAAAAUCCUCCUUUACAUGAUGAAUCAGAGAAGGAGGAUCCUGCUAUUUCCAAAGCCAAGGAAACUUUGAAAGACUACUUCAAGGAGACUUUAGCUUUAACUGGUUUCAGCAUCUGCAACAAUCCAGCUCUCAACUCUGCCAAACCACUGGGAAAAGACCCAGCUGGACCACUCUCUGUCAAUGCCAUAUGUGCAGAGAAGAUUGACCGGAGAGAAGUGCUCACCUUAGGAGAGGAUGUUAUGCGUGAAGAGAUUCGCAAUGGAUUGCGCCUUGCGCGCUUUUUCUCCAUACUUCUCGAAGACAAGAUAAACACUGAGGGCCAGGACCAGAUCCCUGUGUUUGUACGCUCAAUGACAGGUGUAGGCUUCCCACAAAAGCACCUUAUGGGAUUCCUUCCCUGUGACAUUGACUCUGACAAUCUUUUUCUCAUGCUUAUAUCUGAGAUCCGCAAUAAGUGGGGCCUGCGAAUGGAGCACUGCCGCGGGUUCACAUACCUGUCAACCGGUAGCAUGUGUCUUAAGUUGAAGGAACUCGCCUGCAGGAUGCUGCGGGAUUUUCCACAGGUGGUGUUAGCCCCCUCUGACCCUUACGCCUUCAAUGUGUGGUUGAUUCGCUCCAUACCUAUCCUUUCAAUUCAAGAGGUUGUUGGUACUGUUGAGGAGGUCGCCGCUGUUAUUAGGCAGUCUGAAACUCUGGCGAAGAAGCUUGAGGCCAAGAUCACUGCUUCAUAUGGCCACAUCAAAGGUGAGGUGGACAGAGUCAAGGAUGCUUGCCAUAACCAUUGGGAAUAUGGCACCGAUGCUUUCCAGACAAUGCUUGAAAUCUUGGAGCCCGUUUUGAACAGCAUUGGAGAGAUGUGCACCAGUGCCCUUUCAGAUGUAGACGCAGAAACCGUUGAAGCACUUCUAAAGCUUAAAGAGAAGCUAAAGAAUUUUAACUUCAUUAUUACUCUUGUGGUCUUGAAGAGCACAUUGUGCUGUGUAAGCAUCCUGAACCCCAGUCUCAGGGGAAUAAUCAGUGUCAGCAGCACUUUACAAUACACAAUCUCCAACGCCUUAAAGCUUCUCACCAAACAUAUGCAGGAGAUCGCCAUUUUUCAUAGGAAGUGGUUCUCUGAUGCAGUGUGCAGGGCUAAAAAGUUGGGUGUGCCGGUCAGUCUGCCAGUAGAUUUGGUGACAAAUGGUGAAGAUGCAGAGAAAGCCCAGUCCUCAUUGGAGGAUUACUACAGGGAAGCACUGAGCAAGUUGGUCUUGCAAUACCUUGUUGAUGAAGUCAAAAGAGUCCUAGGUCCUGAAAUGAUAAGAAUCCUCAGAUGGUUGUCAUUGGUGCCAUCGUACAUGGCUGACCACAAUUUUAGCAUCCGCAAAGACAAAGUUGCUGAUGCUAACCUGAAUAACUUGGCUCGACCUGACUCCUUUUAUGAUGAGCUGGGCUGUUGGGAAGUGAAAUGGAGGCAUGCUAGCAAGCGACGGAUUCUUCCCACCAAUGUAUAUGCUACCCUCAAGAUCCCAGAUAUAGGCUUUUACCCAAAUAUACAGAGCCUGUUGAGGGUGCUGGGUACCAUUCCAUGUAUCAGAGCUGAAGCAGAUGUGUAUGGGCAGUAUGAGAUGGUGCUUGACAGGUAUCGCUCUUAUAUGAAGGAGGUACCAGCAGAAAAGAGACUGUGCAAUAUGGCCUUUGUUUAUGUGAAUCAAGAUGUUCACUUCAGCAUUGAGGAAAUGGUGGAGGCGUAUGUUAAGAAAUAUCCGGAAAUCCUGGAGCAAUUGCGUGAGGAUGAAGUGAUGGAAGUGCAGCCAUCAGUUCCAGAAACCAGUGCAAAUGACACUACUAAAGAAGAUAUGGAAGAACCAAGAGAGAUGACUUUAAAUAUGGAAACUGAGAGACAGAAACUGCCUGAAUGUGCAGAAACUGAUAAAGAAGCUUUGAAAUCUGCAUUACAGGCUGCUGUCACUGCAGCCUAUUGCAGGCAAAGCAGACAAUCCCAUGGUGAUCAAGAUCAAGAAGUGGAAUACGUGACCAAAUCUGAGAUUAAUGAAGUCCUUAAAGUGUGUGAGGAUGUUGUCAGGGAAAGAAUUCUUUCAGAGGUUGGAAAUGCAUUCUUCUCCCUUUUUAUUGACCGUGUUGUCAAGCUUGGAGAGACCGACUACUUACCCAUGUUCCUCAGAUUUGUUGAUAGUUUUGAUGUCAUGCGCCUUGAGCUUAUGGGAUUUGUCGAGGUGACUCUGGACACAGAGGACAUGUGUGAACGACUUUUUGAUGUCAUAACUAAAGAGUGGCAUCUGGAUUUAAGCUACUGUAGGGGUCAAGCUUACCUUGGCUCAGGUGAAGUGUCCUACAAGCUCAAAGCCUUUGCAUGCAAAAUACAGGAGAAGUAUCCACUUGCUAUAUGCACACACUGCUCAUGUUACUCUUUCAAUACUUGGUGGUCAAGGUCCGUUCCUGUCGCCGCAAUCGUCAGAGCCAUAGAUACAUUAGAGGAGAUAGUGUCAUUUUUCCGCAGCACUCCUGCCCUUGAGAAACAAUUAGAUGAAGUCUUAGCCAUAGGCCUGAGAGAGAGCUAUGAGAAAAUCCAUGAGCUUCAAGGAAAAUUCUGCUCCUCUUGGCUGGAGAAGCAUGACUCGUAUGAAGUCUUUUCUCAGAUUCUAGAGCCUUUGGCAGUGUGUCUCGAAAAUAUUAGUAACGGCAUGCCACAAAAAUGGAGUUUGGCAGUAUCCAACCGAGCCAAGAGACUGAUUCAGUUCAUUCGGGACUUUGACUUCAUCGUGGCAAUGGUUACACUGAAAAAUGCCUCGUCCUUCACUAGAGAACUUAGUGCAGCACUACAGAAAGACCAUUUUAGUGCUGCCUCACAGCUCUGCCAGAUCAGUGGCAUUGUGGCCACGCUCAACCGGGUGAAGACCAACAUCAAGGUUUUUCAUCAAAACUGGUUUGAUGAAGCUUGUGCUUUUGCACAAAAUAUGGGUGUGCAGGUUAAAUUGCCUGAUAGUGUGACAGUUCCAAGGGACAGCCUCUUGAAGCCAGGUACGUACUACAAAGACACAACUAGUGUCCCUUUAGUUGAUCACCUCAUAAACAUGGUGAAGGACUAUUUCUCUGAUGACCACAAGGAGGCGCUAAAUCUUUUGUCCCUGGUCCCGAGCUCUGUUACGAUGAGCUAUGUUUUUGAAACUCUCAAGUCAAAACCUCCAUUGUACGUCGGUGACCUUCCGGAUCCUGACAACUUUUUCACUGAGCUCAGCUGCUGGAAAGUUAAGUGGAAAACAAAAGUGGUUAGUUUAACCAUACCAGAGACCAUUUUCCAGACUUUGCGCCUACCACUCAUGCAGUAUUUUGUAAACAUCAAUACGUUGCUGAAGAUUAUGUGCGUGUUGCCAAGCACUGCUCUGGAAUACUGCGGCGAUGUGAAGCGGCAUACAAUGUAUCAAGACUACUUGAGAAACACCUCGCGUAAGGACAGAUCACCUUGUUUAGCCAUGCUUCAGGUGGGCACAGACUUCAACAGAGACCUAGACAGGAUGGUUGCUCAAUGCUUAAGGGUCACCCCAAAGACUCUAGAGGGCAUAUGCCUGGACAAAGAAUCCAAAACUUUAGUGAGGACUGCUGAAAUAAAAAUAGAGGAUGACAAUCAAGAAGAUGGAGUAGAGGUCAGGGACACUGUACAGGACAGAGACUCCAGGAAACAAGUGAUGAAUUCACAGAUGGCAAUCAAAGGAAUCGUCCAAGAGGCAGCAGAGUGCAUAGAGACACAGCAACAGUCUGAAAACUCAGUUGAAGUGGUGACUGAGGAGCAAAACAAAAAACCUGAUGUAGAGGAGCAGACUGUGGAUAAGAAUUGCCAUUCUGUUGAGCCUGCAAACAACAUUCAGAACUUUGUAAAAGUCUUCAAACAGGCAGCUAUGGUUGCAAGGAGAAACUGCUCAUUGAUCGACCUCAGUAAACAAGAGCAAGAUGAUGUUGUUCAGAAGCUUUCAUCAUGUCAUUGGGUUCAGGAAGAAGGGAAGUUGUUUUCAGAGGGGGAAAUGCUGCAAAACAUUGUGAAAGCCAUAAGAGAAACGAUCCUCACUGAAGUUCAGGACUCCCCUUUCUUUUCCAUCAUCAUUGAUAGAGCUAUCUCAGUGGGUGAGGCCAAGUUCCUACCAGUCUUUGUUAGAUAUGUGAAUGACUGCAUUCCCAAAGUGGAGCUCAUAGGUUUUCUGCCCUUUGAUGAAAGUUCUGAUGUAAAUUUGCAAGCAAAGGCCCUGUCAGCCACUCUUGAGGAUGAAUGGGGACUUCAGAUGGGCUGCUGUCGUGGCCAGUCCAUCAUGUGCAUGGGUACAGGGAGCCAAAGUCUUAGGAAGAUGGCCAUGGACUUUCUAGAGAGCUAUCCGUUAGCUGUGAACACACCAAGUGAGUCUUGUGGACUUGCCUACUGGCUGGCUUUAAGCCUACAGAAUGCCUCCAUCACAAAGGUUCUAGACAUAGCUGAGGAUGUGUUACAGUUUUUUGACCAGUCACCUAGACUAGAGAGUGAGCUUGCCAAAACCAUGGAUGGGCUUCUAAAUACCCCGCGUGAAGCACUUGCAGAGAUCCCAGAGACCUGCUUGUCCAGAUGGAAGAAGAGAGAAGACUUCUUUGAUAUUCUGGUGGACAUGCUGGAGGGAGCCUUGAACUGCUUGGAUUUAGUGACCACAAAUCCCAGUGGAUCAUGGAGUAGCAAUAUGUCGCUGCAUGCUCAGACCCUGUCCACAGCUAUCAGGCAGGCUGAUUUUGUAAUUCCCUUAGUGAUUUUGAAGAACGCCUGUGCUCCCUUGAGGAACUGCAGCACUGUGUUUCGCUGUGGAAACCCUGCUGAUAUUAUCUGCGAGCUUGAGAAAAUUGUGCCAAUAAUAGAUUCUCUAAGCAAGAUGUUGGAAAAUGCGAGUGCAGUGCAUUCUACUUGGUUUGAGGAGGCAGUGGAACUGGCUACUAAGGUCACAGGAUCGCUAUCAUAUCCAGAAUCUGUCAGUGGCUACAAGUCACCUGAAGUGUUCUACAAGGAAACAGUGAGCUUACCAGUUCUUAAUAGUUUGAUUGAAGAAAUGAAGUUCAAUUUCUCAGAGAAUCACCUGAAAGCUCUAAAGGUGUUGUCCCUGCUGCCGACCUGUAACCCUCUACCCAUUCUCCCAGAAUCCACCGAUAAAUUGCACACCAUCUACAUGAGUGAUCUCCCUGAACCAGAAACAGCUGAGGAAGACAUUAACACCUGGGCCACAUUAUGGAGGGAAAAGUAUCAAGAUGUUUCUCCUCCCACCUCCAUCUCUGAGACAUUGCUCCACAAUGAAGCCAAAAAUCUUCCAAAUGUUGCAACACUUCUUAAGCUAGUGGCUGUGUUACCUAGCAUUAGCAUGGAGUGCGAUCUUAUGAAGACCACUCUGAACUCCUUGAGGACUUUAGUCAGAGAUGGUAUCUUCAGUAGGGGUAGUAAGAGCGAUGCUGUUGUGCUUCUUAUGCAUCGCCAGAUACUCCAGAGCCUGGAUGAGGUGAUUGAGAAAUGCAUGGAGAGUGAUCCAGAGAGUCAUCAAUUUCUUGCUCAGGUAAAAGCAAGAGCCAAUCACCUGAGAAUGGAAAGUGAGGUGAUUGCCAUGGCUCCACAAGAGAUCACUGAGGAUACAAAUGGUUCUGAUUGUCCACAGGUGGCAAAGGAUGCUGUUAUUGAAGUUAACUCCGCUGCUUCAGAGGAAAUUUCAAUGGAAACCAAUGGCUCUACUUGUAUAGAAUUGGCUAAAGAUACAUCUGUCAUAACUACACCUGAGCAACAGUCAUCUUUAACACUUGACAGCUCUGAUAAACACACAACUGCACUUCAGGUCAUCCAUGCUUGCAGCUCACUAAUAAUCAGCACACCUCACCAACCAACAGAAUCCAUCCAAGAUGCCACUAAGCAAUCCAAAGCAGUUGAACAAGAUAGAACUGGUGAACUGAUGGCAGUUCAAGAUGUAAAUGAUGGGUCUGAUGUACUUGAUCAAUGUGGAAUUGGUCUGACAUUAAGAGAAGAUCAAAGUGCAUCUAAUCAGUUAAUGGCUGUGGGUCAAGGUAGAAUUGAGAAGUCUGAAAUGGAACUGCAAGUUAGAACUGGUCAGUUAGUAUCAGUCUAUCAAAAUGAAACCGAUCAACCCAUGGAAGUUGAUGAGAGUGGAAAUGAACAGUUUGUAGCACCAGAUCAAGGUGAAACUGACCAGCCAGCAAUAAGGGAACAAAUAGUACCAGAUUCAUUCAUGGAAGCUGGGCAAGUUAAAACUGAUCAGUCUUUAGUAGAAGGCCAAGAUGAAGGUUGUCACACUGUAACAGGGUUGGCACAUGAAGGUGGAACUGGCCCGUUGGGAUCAGGGGAUCAAAAUGCAUCUGUUCAGCUCUCGGCAGUUGGUCAUGGCAUAAAUGAUCAGGUGGUGUCAGGGUAUCAAAGCGAAAGUGAUCAGGUUAUGGAAGUUGAUCAGAGUGGAGAUUAUCAGUCUGUUGCAGCAGAUCAGGGUGGAACUGAUCAACCAGCAACUGAACAAAGUGUAGCUGAGCAGUUAACAGUUGGUCAAGUUGAAACUGGUCAGUCUGUAUUAGAAGGUCAGAAUGAAGUUUGUCAGAUAGUAACUGGGUUAGGAGAUGAAGGGGGGAAUGCUAAGUUGGUAACAUGGGCUCAAAUUGGAUCUGAUCAACUUGUGGCAGUCGAUGACUCUAAAAAGGAUCAGUCCAUUUUAGCAGAUAAAUAUGGAACUGGCCAAUCAGUAACUGGAGAUAAAAGUGUAGCUGAUCAGUUCGUGGCAGUUGGCCAAGUGGAAACUGAACAUUCAGUAGUUGCAUGUCAGGUUGAGGCUGAUCAGACAGAAACCGCAAAUGAAGAUGAAGCUAGUCGGUUAGUAUCAGAGGAUCAAAAUGAAUCUGAGCAGCUUAUGUUUGUUGACACUUCAAAUGAUCAGUCUGUAACAGCAGAUCAGAUUGUUACUGAUCAGUUCAUGACAGUUGGUCUAGAUAAAACUGUUUAUUCUAUAGUAGAGCAUGAAACUGAGACUGAUCAGUCAGAAACGGAUUUAGCAAAUGUAGGUGCAGUUGAUAAAUUAGUAUCAGGGGAGCAAGGUGGAUCUGAUCCGCUCAUUGUAGUUGUUGACUCUGGAAAUGUUCAGUCUGUAACAACAAAUCAAAAUGGAACUGGUCAGUCAGUAACAGGAGAUCAGAGUAUAGCUGAUCAGUUCAUAGUAGUAGGUCAAGUUGAAACUGAUAAUUCUGUAGUAGAGAGUCAAGAAAAGGCUGGUUUGACAGAAAUAGGAUUAGCAAAUGAAGGUGGAACUGCUCCAUUAAUAUCAGAGGAUCAGGGUGGAUCUGAUCAGCUCAUGGAAGUUGACUCUGGAAGUGAUCAGUCCAUAACAGCAGAUCAAAGUAGAAUUGGUCAGUCAGUAACAGGAGUUCAGUGUGUAGCUGUUCAAUUUAUGGCAGUUGAAGUUGAAACCAAUCAUACUAUAGUAGAGAGUCAAGAAAAGGCUGGUCUGACAGAAAUGGGAUUAGCAAAUGAAGGUAGAACUGGUCAGAUAGUAUCAGGGGAUCAAAGUGGAUCUGAGCAGAUCAUGGUAGUUGACUCUGGAAGUGAUCAGUCCAUAACAGCAGAUCAAAAUCGAAUUGGUCAGUCAAUAAGAGGAGAGAAAAAUUUUGCUGAUCUAUUCAUGGCACUUGAAGUUGAAACUGAUCGUUCUAUAGUAAAGGGUCAAGAAAAUGUUGGUCAGACAGAAAUCGGAUUAGCAAACGAAGGUGGAACUGGUCACUCAGUAUCAGGGGAUCAAAGUGGUUCUGAGCAGCUCAUGGUAGUUGACUCUGGAAAUGAUCAGUGCGUAACAGCAGAUCAAAAUAAAAUUGAUAAUUCAGUAACAGGAGAUCAAAGUGUAGCUGAUCUAUUUGUGGCAGUUGGUGAAGUUAAAACUGAUUGUUCUAUAGUAAAGAGUCAAGAAAAUGCUGGUCAGACAGAAAUCGGAUUAGCAAACGAAGGUGGAACUGGUCAGUUAGUAUCAGGGGGUCAAAGUGGAUCUGAGCAGCUCAUGGUAGUUGACUCUGGAAAUGAUCAGUUUCUAACCGCUGAUCAAAGUGGAACCUGUCAGUCAGUAAUAGAUCAACAUAUUGCUCUUCCCUUUAUGGCAGUUGAAGUUGACACUGAUCAUUCUAUAGUAGAGGGUCAAAAUGAGGCUGGCCAGACAGAAAUUGGGUUGGCAAAUGAAAGUGCUAGUCACUUGGUAUCAGAUUAUCAAAUUGGAUCUUAUCAGCUGAUGGUAGUUGAUGACUCUGAAAAUGACCAGUCUGUAACAGCUGAGCAAAAUGGAACUGGUCAGUCAGUAACAGGAGAUCAAAGUGUACCUGAUCAGUUUGUGGCAGUUGGUCAAGUUGAAACUGAUCAGUUUAUAGUAGAGGGUCAAAAUGAAGCUGGUCAGACAGAAACUGAAUUAGUGAAUGGAGGUGGAACUGGUCAGUUGGUAUCAGAUAAUCAGUGUGGAUCCGAUCAGCUCAUGGUAGUUGAUGAGUCUGGAAAUGACCAGUCAGUAAGAGACCAAGUUGCAACUCAUCAGCCCACAGUAGAAGGUCUAGGUGGAGCUGGUCAAAUGAUAUCAUGGAAUCAAAGUGUAACUGAUCAGCCCAUGGCAGAUGAAUGCUGUGAAAAUGAUCAGACUGUAGUUAAAGCUAGAGUUGGAACUAGUCUUUCAAGUACAUAUAAUCAGAGUGUACCUGAUCAGUUUGUGUCACUUAGUCAGGAUGGAACUGAUCAGAUUGUACCAGGGAAUCUAAGUGGAAUUGAUCAGGCUCGCCCUGACCAGCCUAAAGUAGCUGCAAAACAUGGCACAGAACAGUUCAGUUUAGCAGCUCCAAAUGACUCAGAAACUGCAGCAGUACAUGCUGACCCUGAUCUGCCCUCUAUUACUGACCAUUCCAUACCUGCUUCACAUGAUAUUAAUGAUCAGUCCUUGCCACAUGAUAUUACUGAUCAUUCCUCAGCACCAGAAAUAGAAGGCACAGACCAGUGUAAAACAACGGUACAGGAUGGUGCCAACAAAGUAGCUACCCUGGAUGGCACUGGUCCUGCACAAAGAGUUUUGACCCUCUAUGAUACUGCUGCCCGAGAGGAAUUACUCAAAGAACUGUGUGGCAUAAAGUACUUUACCAUAGUGAUUGAAGAAGAGUUGGAAAUUGAUGGCCAAGCAUACAUCCCUGUAGGAAUACACUACCUUGACAAACAAGAUGAUCAGUGUGAAAAUAUAUUAGCCUUUAUCCCCCUUGUCAAAAACAUUACUUCAUUUGUGGAUACUCUGACCUUUGUUCUCUCUGAAAAGUGGGGUUUAAACUUGGCAUUCUGUAGAGGUCAGACUUUGGCAAGACCCAGUGCUUCAGGCUCUCAGAUGAGACAGGCUUCAGCUUUGCUUUCCCAGAGACUUUCUCAUGCUUUCGGUGUCCUAAACCCUCUUACUCUGAAGGCUUUGACAGCAAGUGCAUCCUCCCUAAGAGAGAUAAUGCAUAGUUUUGAGUGCUUGGAGCAGCUGUUAAGGUGGUUCUCUGAUGAUGUUCAGCGACGGGUAAGGCUAGAGAAAGCUGUUGUACAUUUGUUUCAACAGGAUGAAAAGGCCAAUGAGCUGAAAGCCAAGCUAAGCAGCAAUCAAUGGGCAAUGAGUCAUGAGAUUCUGGAACAUUCUACAGACAUUCUAGAAGCCAUCAUCCUUUGUUUGAAUGAAAUGAAGGGUGACCAUGACAAUGAGGCAAAUGCAACACAGGCUCAGAGCUUCCUUUCCACCAUCCAAAACUUUGAUUUCAUCUUGACCAUUGUGAUCAUGAAAAACAUCUUGAGCCUCACCAAAAACCUAUGCCAGAGUCUUCAGGGAAAUUCAUAUGAUGUGUAUCAAGCUGUUAACAGCCAGCCUGAUUUCCUGUCCUCUCUCAGUGAACUUAAGAACCGUAUUGACUCUCACCAUCAAAUCUGGUUUCAAGAGGCAUUUGCAUUGGCUUCAAAGCUGCAGGCCACAAUGUAUCUUUCACUACAGCCACCCGUGAAUGUGCACUACAGAGAGGACAUCAGUAAAAGGACCAUUGAGCACUGUAUUGCUGAAGUGGAAGGGCUCUCCCAGGAUAUUCUGUCUGCUCUUCGCUGCUUGCAGGUUGUGCCUUAUGUCAUGUCCAAAGUGGAAGGAUGCUGCAAGGAUAUUGAGUUUGUCAAGGUUUUCCAGGAGGACCUGCCUGACCCAGACUCCCUCCAGGCUGAGCUGCAGAGGUGGUGGGACAGGUGGCAAGGCCCUAUUGCAUCUCACCAAUACCUGCCCGACACCAUUAUUGGCACUCUCAAAACUUCUGACAUCCAGUCUUUUCCCAACAUUUCAACAAUUCUCAGGCUUCUGGCAGUCCUGUCCUGCUCCAGUAUGCAGAGUAGCUUCAGACAGGGAAAGAUAACAUCUGAGCUGUAUCCUCUGUAGAAGUCUGACCUUAACUGCCCCCAAACAAGGUCUCCAUUAGAAUGUCAUACACUGCUGAAUCUUCAGAACAGCUCACUGUAUUUUCUAAAUUGUAGAUCCCAUCUGACUGUAGGUUUCAGUACGCUUUUUUAAUUAGAAAAAUUAAUUAGACCUGUGUACUUUUAAGGAUAAUCACUUUAUGGUUUUAUUGUUUUUUUUCCUUUUACAUAAGUGGCAUGGAUAAAGCGGACUGCCAGUUGGGACCAAUGUCUUGCCAAAAAAAAACAAAAAGAGAAAGAAGAAAAAAAGAUGCCCUUUGGGGUGCUUUACUGCUUUGUGCCUUUAAUGUAAAUACCCUACAUAACUGAAUCGUCACAAAGAAAAAGUCUGAAUGGAUGCUUUCACAUCAGACUUUUUUGAAAUUUCCUAAUAUCUUCAGGAACUUCAAAUCAUGUAAAUCCUCUAAAAUGCAUUGGAUAAACAAGAACCAUGUUUUAUCACACUGAAUUAUGAUGGUUGUGUUAUGUUGUCAAAAUGUCAUCCCAUGGCACAAACUAAAAUGUUCUUUCCCUGUAUCAUUAUGCGUGUUACAGUGGUUGAUUUGUUUGCAGUUUUAUUUAGAUGAAUAGAUUUUUCUGUAAACAUUUCUCCCAGAAGCCCUCCUCAUGAAGGAAUGAAGGCAUUCAUAUAUAUUUGACUAAAAUAAAUAAAAUGAUUUGAAAAGAAACAGCGUUUACAUUUUAACCUCAAUUAGCUAGUGUAUUUUAAAUGAUGUCCACAAGAUGGCAGUGUUAUCCUUUUAUGGUUUGUCAAGAGGGCAAUUACUGGUUCUUCACUGUAUGUGUUCUUUAGCUAUGCCCUAAUAUCUUUUACCUAGAUGAUGAGUAAUGCCCAGUAGGAGCUCCAAUAAUCAAUUUACCAUCAGAGAAGUGUUUUCGUAUUAUAUUGUAAUAUAUUAAAGCAUUUUACAGUAUUUUAUUAGUAGUAUUUAUUUUUUUUCAAAACUAAGGGUAACAAUCUUAGUGUGGUUCACCACUUUUUACACCACUUCGUUUUCCCUACUCUCCCACUGAGUCAAAGGUAGUUAAUGAUUAAUGUGUUCACUUCUUAAUACCUUUUAUUUUUAUAUUUAUUUAUAUAUAAAAUGAGUUCAUUCUUUUCACAGUUGCUUUGGCCCCCUGUAGCCUGUCGAUGAUUUGUAGCCAUUCUUUAACCCCUUCGUUCAUGGACUGCAGAUCCAUCACAGUACAUUGUUUUCAGGAGCAGAUUUUGAGAUGUCAUUGAGAAGCAAUCAGUCUCUUAUUUCUAUGUAAUCUUGGACAUUUGAUUCACCCUUGGGGGCUAGAGUCUUUGACCUUUAAGGGCAAUUUCUUGUGAUAGCAGCAGUAGAUGUGGUUGGAAAGCACAAAAAUAAAUAAAUAAAGCUAUUAACAAAACAAUGCCACAGUAAUUACAACUACAAAUCAAUCAAGGCCCAGUUUAUUUCUUUAUUGUGGCAGAUGGAAUCCAUGGAUUGCAGUCAAGAGAAAAUAAAGGAGUAGCUUUUCUGAAACUAAUGAAGAUUAUUCCAGAGAAUGUAUCUAUUUUCUUUUCUCCCCAGGACUAGACUGGGAUAAAAGUGUCUGCCAAAUAUUUAAAUGAAUUUUAAGUUUGUGAAAUGGAUGAAUUUUUAUAGAAAAUGAUAGACCGCAUGAUGGUUUGUACAAAAACUUUUGCAUAGUCUAAUCUUGCUAUGUUGCUGAUUGGAAAUAUGGUUAGACAAUAGUGUCCAACAUACAAAAGAUCCAUAUGUCCUCUCACGGGCUGCAUACAAUCUAGAAGAAUAACCACUUUAGACCUAUCCCAAAAUCAAUUGCUCAUUUGGUCAGUUCUCAAAAGGUUUUUUUUUUUUAUGAGAAAGUUUAAUAGUGCGUUGACGAGCCAAAUCCUUGCCUGUCUUUCAUCAACCAAUGCGUUAUGCAUACCACAGAGGUUUUUAAUUCUCACCCCAUUUUCCACAAGCAAUAAAUUGUAAUUAUUAGUGUGAUCUGCCAGCCAUUGCACUAAAAAGUUGCUUCCAAGAUUAAUCCAAUUUAUCAUGUCAUCUUUAGAAAUCACAUUCCCCACAUCUCAAAUGAUUGCUGAGUCCAAAGGCACAUUGAGGACAAGAGUUGAAACAUGCAGAGUCAAGGGGGCUUGUAUCGUGUUCCUUACAGCUGCAAAAUGGGCUUCCUGUUGUUAGAUACUGUAAGAUUCAAAGACAUUGUUGCCCAGGUAAAGUUUAUGGAUUAUAAGAAUUUGUAACAUUGAACACCUGACCUAUCUUGAGGGAUUAUUGUUUUUGAAUUCUCAUUUUUUUGUCAGCCUUUCCAAGGCUAAGAACAUGAGGCUUAAAAUCCCUGGAGCCAUUAACUGCAAUGGAAAUGCGGAAAUACCUUUUCUCUUGUGUACUUGGAUUAGUGCAUUUCCUCUAACAUUCAAAAGCGCUCACUCUGAACAUUGAUUCUGUGUGUUCUUCUGGAGCAUCCUCUGUUCUGAUCACACUGAAGAUGGCUCAUGUAUUCUGUCUGUAUACCGAAACAGAUGCCCUCUCCCUCCUCUCAGAACAAGAGUCUAAUUGUGUCUGCUCAGCCCAGUGUGAAAAGUAUCUCUCCAUGUUCUUUCUGCUCAUCCACAAAGCAAACGGAUCCGUCUCCUCUGUUGGCUGGGCUGUUUGUAGACUGGAUUAUGCCUGAGUCCUCCAGACCUCUGGAUCUCAGAGACUUUUCUGUAUGGCUCUCUUCCAACAUCAGCUUUUGACAAACUAAAUGGUGAAUGCAAAGCAAUAUGUAAUGCAGGAUGCUCCUACUUGGAAUGCAUUUAAUUUCUUAGUCUCUUAAUUAUGAUACAUUUUGGCUGUGAUCUUGUAAUCUUUAAAAUCAAAUAUAGUGUCACAGAUGUCUGAUUAAAAAGUGUUCUUCAUUUUAACAGCAGUUUUCCCCUCUGUUUGGUUGCAUUACAUCGUCUGCUAAUCUCCAAGCCAAACUGAGAAUUGCCCUAAUUGAACUCCUGAGCUUGUUUCCUGCUGGAAGUCAAAGCUGGGCCAUGCCGUAGGACCUGUGGCGGUGCAUAAUCAUGUCCAUACUCAGCAUGGUUUUAACUACACUCCUGAGAGAAACGCAGAGGGCUUAACAGGAUUUUAUUUCAAGGUUUCCGUGCA